This is a messenger RNA of Styela clava, 4208 nucleotides long. The record is from RefSeq and is a predicted model, not a curated record. NCBI's taxonomy places the organism in Eukaryota, Metazoa, Chordata, Ascidiacea, Stolidobranchia, Styelidae.
GCAAAUACAGCUAGUCUUGCCAUAGAAACCGUCCACAUUUUAGUUUUUCCUAACUGGUUGAGUGCUUUCGAAGAUCGCUAUGGAAGUUUUGGAAGAGAUUUUUAGUGCAUUAAAGAUCACUUUACACGAAAAAGCAGACACACGAACAAGCGAAUGGCCUCUCGUUUACAGUCCAUGGUGGCCUAUCGGGAUUGGAAUUGUUUACAAUUUAUUUUGUUGGAAUGCGAGAAAAAUUACUUCAAAUCUUCCAGCAUAUGGAAUGAGAAAAAUUAUAGUUUUUUAUAAUUUUGUGAUGGUGCUCCUUUCAUUAUAUAUGACUUAUGAGAGUUCCGUAGCUGUUUACGCAUCUGGAAAAGAUUUGACAUGUUAUCCGGUUGAUUACUCCAACCACCCCUUAGCUAUCCGGAUGGCAAAAGUAGUAUGGUGGUAUUACUUUUCAAAAUACAUUGAAUUGCUGGAAACCUUAUUUUUUGCUUUGAGAAAAAAAUUUAACCAAAUAUCGAUUCUCCAUAUAUACCAUCAUACAUCAAUGCUGUGUAUUGCUUGGAUUGGAAUCAAAUACGUUCCUGGCGGCCAAUCAUUACUUUUCGUGGCGAUUAAUUCAUUUGUUCACGCCAUAAUGUACACUUACUACGGAUUGAGUGCAGUUGGACCUCACAUGCAAAAAUAUCUCUGGUGGAAGAAAUACAUCACAGUGAUACAAAUUAGUCAGUUUGUUACGUUGGCGCUGUAUGGAGCAAAUAAUAUACGGAUGAAAUGUGAAUUCCCAUCAUGGCUCCUCAAAGUAACGUUUACGUAUGCCAUAACGCUUACAGUUUUAUUUGUCAACUUCUAUGUUAAAACGUAUUGGAAGAAUAAAAAACUUUUCGUCGAGGACGCCACGAAUAUAUCCCCAGGAAAAUGUGAAGCAAAGAAAAAUGGGAGCUUUUCUUGCGUUGCAAAUAUUGCAACUUCACCUCUCAGAAAAUGCACGAAAAAAGAGAUAAGAACAUCGGUUCGAAAGCAUAAUAAAAAUGAUAAAUCGGAAUAAGCUAGCCCAUUUGUUCAUUCCUGAUAAAAGUAUGUAGGGAGUGAAAAGGCGUGAAAUAUUUUGAUAUUUUGUCUGACAAUAUCACACAGAUCUGCCAAAUUUCACUAUUUUAUUCUUAAUAUUUUGUUGAAAAAUCUUUACAAAGAAAAAAUUUUUUUUUAAAUCGUUCUGAAAGUACAAUUAUAUAGAUUUCAUAUAUCUUAUUAUAAAUGUAUGAACUUAAUUAUAGCAGUUCUGUUAGUUACAUUUUCCUAUGAUAUUUUUUCUAUUCACUGUCAAAUAUAGACGAAACUUUGUAAAACUCAGCAUAUAGUAGGCCAAACAUUCACUUAUGGAGGUCGGGUCUUUCAAAAGGAUGGACAACCUCUCUUUUUAGGUUUUCCAAUUUAAUCUCAACUAUUUUCCACUAGGAAUGUUGUAUAUAUCAGACAAUUCAAUAAAUUUUGUUGAUAUAUCUUCAGUCACCAUAAACCUUAGAAUAGAUUGUUGUAUUGAAAUCUUCAAUUUGAUUGAAUGGUUGUUACGUGAACCACCGCGCGGCGGUGACUAUUUGAAUGCCUCUCUGUAAACGAUUGGCAAAUAUCUUUUCAAUUUUUGAUUAUUUUACCAUCUGGGACUGCGUCUUCUGUCGGGAAUAGCUAAUGAUAGAGUUUAGACUAAAUACAGAUUGUCAUCACAUUUGCUACGCCGUGUCUAUGCGAAACGAGAUUUUGGCCAUAGAUAUAGUUCACGAAUAAUUCUCUUAAAGGGAAUGCGACUUGACCUUCGAUUUGUUUUUCACAAUUUAGAUGAAAAAUAACCAAGCUAACAGUCCACAUCAAAUUGUAUAUUUAUUCGUUUUUCCACUGAAUUGAACAGUAAUCGUCUUUAUUAUGUUGUUUUCAAUUAUAUUUCCACUAGUGCGCCACAUGCUUACAUAAGCAAUGCAAAAGGAUUGAGAACCACUGAGGGUCACAUUUCGAAAACGAUUAUAAAGAAUUUUGAUUUGAGAUUAAAUAUACCAAGUAUCUAUAUAUAUAUAAUAACUUUUGAUGACGUCAUUGCCAAUGACGUAAUUUACAUAAAUUAUAAAAUUGGUUAUCCGCUAUAAAACAGAUAAUCAAAUUUUAUACGUGCCCUUAAUGUUUAAAAAUCCAAUUUUAUGUCGAAACCAAUUAAGACUCAUUGUUUUAUCUUAUGAUGCAUUUUAUAUCGAAAUACACAGGACGUAAGAUAAUUAUAUUCCUCAGAAUUUGUCAAUAAUCGGUACGUCGCACGUUUUUUUUGUCUAUUUCUGAACACGAAACCUGUAAUAAACCACAAAGGUUUGACUGUUGAUUUGUUAAAAGGCAAUGAAAAAUUUGAGCUUUUACAAACAAAAAACGCACCCGAAACAAAAACCAUUUAUAAAUCCCUAAACCGGAGCAAAUUGAUUUGUAUUUUUUUUGCGAAAAAUGUGGCGCUACUGCCUAAUGAAGGUUACGGUGAACCACUGCGUGGCGGUGUAUAUUUGUAGGCCGUGGGUCACCAAUCUUUUCGAAGCCGAGGGCUACUUUCUGGGUACCGAUUAAGCCGAGGGCUAUCAGUUCAAUGCACACUUUUAAAAAAAGUCAACUUGCUCGAUUAAGCUUCAAUUAUUGAUAAUUACUGAUAUUUAGUCAGGUAGAUCCACUGAUAAACCUUUUGAUUCUUCAGGAAAUCACACGGUUAUCACAACGUAGCAAAUAAAUUACUAGCUAUGAGACUUCCAUUUUCAAAAUGAGUGUUUUUCAAAUUGAUAAUAAAGUGAUCACUACAUUAGUAUCCUCGGAAACCACAGGUCCACAAUGUUCCUACUUUUUUACAAACACCCUGCAUAACCCUAAGAUGAAAUGAACUUAACAGUUGUAGUGCCGAAUGUUACAUUUACAAACACCUUUAACUUAUUAUGAAUAUCUUGUUUUUAACAAGCAGAAAACCGAAAUCGAACAAAUCUGGUCUAAUGCUUUCCACCAGUGUGUUGUACUUCGGCGUGUAACUUGACACUGUAAUUCUGAGCGGGUAUUGCAGAUUUUCAUCAGUAAGGCGUAUUCCGUGCUUAGUUCCUUGUGAAGUUCAUGUCAAAAAUGUUGAUUCACAAAGAUAGCUUGAACCAAACACUGAUCUCGUAACAUAGGAUUGCUGUUUGAUUUAAAAGUCGGGCUUUUUCUGCCCGUACUGCGCUGGCAAAUAUAUAGUGACAAGAUGUGAAAUGUCUCUUCGCUUUGUCGUCGCUAUAAUCGCCCCGCAAAAGACAUACGCAAGCUGUUUUUAUGGUGGUACAAGGAAUCCACCUCCCAUUCACCGUGAAAAUGGUAGGUUUUUUUUCGUUUUUCUUUGAAAUCAAUAAUUGUAUUAUUGGCAAUGCUGCUCCACAAAUCAACGGAUACGAAAAAACACGGGUUUGUAGAAGGUGACAUCUGUGUGAUGUCAUAAUUGGGACAGUAUUAAAUGACCCGUCACAUUACUGAGGUCAAAUUAAAGUUAGGAAGAUCGCUACCAUAAUAAUUAACAUAGUGUCAUUCCCAGUUCCCAAAUAAGACAUAAGUGUGAUUUAUUAAAGAAUAACAUGACAAAAAUGAAUUGAUGUAGCUGACUUAUAAGCGCCGUUAUUAAUUUGGAACAGCCAUGCGGGCGACUCAUGUGGUCCUCGCGGGCGACUUUGUGCCCGCGGGCAACAGGUUGGUGACCCCUGAUGUAGGCCUAUCAGUUGAAUAAUAUGUCCCAUUUGAGAGUAAUAGUGCUGCGGUUUACAAUUUUGCAGAUAUUGUGCCUUUCAGUGAGGUUCUUUGUGCGUCAGCCGACUUGGCCUCAAAUCUUCUUGGCACCGUGCAGAUCAAUGAGACGUGAGCUAUAUAUUAUGAGGAAUUCCAAUUAUCUCGAGCAGGAACGCACAACAUUGUUCCUACAGUCUAUCCCAGUACGUUUUGGUAUAAAUAGUACGGCCGUGACUGCUGAGAAUUGAGGAUAUGGGUGCUUGAAAAUUUUGAAUGAAAUUCGUCAAUUACUGUGCACCUCACUCGACAUGCUUUCUGACCCAAAUACCUAAUUUUCAGACGGUAAGGUAUAAAAAGGGUAGAUUUUCGUACGGCAUAAUAACAUCUAAGAAAACAAGUAUAAGUAGUAAAUAGCGUAUCUUCAAAUUUUAAGAUAUUGCCAACAACCCAUACUAUUAAAAAAU